UCUUGCCUUGAAUGUGUUCACCUGAAUGCCCAUUAGAACAUCUCCAACAAACACUUCAUCUUCUCACUCCCAUCUCAAACUUCGUCAAUGUCACCCCCAACUCAUGCAAUUGCAAAGGCUGUGGUUGCCACUGCUGUGAUUACUUUUUUCAUUGCAGGGUUUUUCUUCUACUUCUUCCAAAAAUUUGUUCUUGCUCGAUACCGCCGGCGAAACCAAGUGGCUGCAAGAUUUCUUCAAGAUCAAGGAGAAAGCCAUGUAGAUAUACAAAAAUUUGGUGGUAAUGUGAGAGGACUAGUUGUUGAAGAAAAUGGGGUUGGUGUUCUUUACAUGAUGGACUCAGAAUGCAGAGAAAUGAGAACUGGCUUCCCAAAUAGUAUAUUCAAUCCAAGUUUUGAAGAUCAUGAAGAGGAAAAGAGAAUAAUAGAUGUAAUGGUCCAAAGACAACACUUGCAACAAUCACCUGAGUUAGCACUUUCUCUUCCACCUCUACCAAAACCUUCACCAAUGAAUCAUGAGAAGAAAAAUCAACCACCACCACCACCUCCACCUCCUCCUCCUCCUCCUCCACCACCUCCUCCUCCGCCUACCCCUCCUCCUCCCCCUGCUCCUCUUCUUUUUCGUCGUCCUCCUCCUCCUCUUUUUCCUCCUUCUCCACCACCACCACCUCUGCCUUCCUCUCCCACCACCAUACAUAGAAAAAGUGCAGCAUCACCACCUGGUCCACCUCCACUUCCAAGCAGUGGCUUGUUCUCAUCUUUCAAACCCCCACCUGCACCUAAAGGGAAACCAAACAAAAAAAUCACCAAAAAGGCUGCAGUGGGGGAGAGUUCAAGAGAGAAGGGUCCUAGCCAAACCAGGUUGAAGCCUCUACAUUGGGAUAAGGUUCUAGCCAAUGUUGAUCAUUCAACUGUGUGGGAUCAGAUCAACGAUGGCUCUUUUAGGGUUGAUGAUGAACUCAUGGAAUCACUCUUUGGAUACUCAAACAGUUACAAAACUAAUGAAACAAAAAAAGCUCUUUCCAACUUGGCCAAGUCCAAUUCCAACACACCAUCUCAGAUAUUCAUCCUCGAGCCACGAAAAUCACAAAACACAGCAAUUGUGCUAAGAUCACUAGCAGUAUCUCGCAAGGGAAUCUUGGAAGCACUGCUCGAAGGUCAGGGUCUCAGUGUUGAGACACUUGAAAGGCUCACCAAAAUAGCUCCUUCUCAAGAAGAAGAAGCCAAAAUCAUCCAAUUCAGUGGCAACCCAGAUAAGCUUGCUGAUGCUGAGUCAUUCUUAUACUACAUCCUGAAAGCAGUUCCAACAGCAUUCAACCGUUUGAAAGCAAUGCUUUUCAGGUCAAAUUAUGACUGUGAAGUUCUUCAGCUCAAGGAGAACCUCCAAACAAUUGAAAUGGGUUGUAAGGAGCUGAGAAAUAGUGCUCUUUUUCUGAAGCUCCUUGAGGCCAUUCUCAAAGCUGGGAACAGAAUGAAUGCUGGAACCUCAAGAGGCAAUGCACAAGGUUUCAACUUGAGUGCUCUUAGAAAACUUUCUGAUGUAAAAAGCACAGAUGGGAAAACCAGUUUGCUUCACUUCAUAGUAGAACAAGUAGUUCAGUCAGAAGGGAAAAGAGAAAUUAUCUAUCAAAAGCACAAUGGUGAAAUCAUACAAGAGGCAGAGAAAGAGUGUCUAAUGCUUGGUUUUCCAGUGUUAGGUGGGUUAAGUGAUGAGUUAUAUGAAGCAAAGAAAGCAUCGAGCAUUGACUACCACAAUUUCAUUACUACGUGUUCCAAUCUCAGUGCUCAUGUUGGUGAAAUUAGACAGAUAAUAACAUGCUGUGGCAACACUGAGAGAGGUGGAUUCACUAGGGAAAUAAAAGGGUUCCUAGAGGAAUGUGAGGAGGAGCUUAAGGUGGUGAAAGAGGAGCAGAAAAGGAUCAUGGAGCUUGUGAGAAAAACAAAUGAGUACUAUCUAGCAGGAGCAAUAUCCAAAGAUAACAUGUCAAACCCCUUACAACUGUUUGUUAUUGUGAAAGAUUUUGCUGACAUGGUAGAUCAGGCUUGCAUUGAACUAAAAAGGAAGAUGGAAAAGAAGAGUGUAGGAGGAGAGCCUGGAUAUUCAACACCACCUUUGUCACCAUCAAAGAGGACAGCACUUAGAUUCCCUAACUUUGAUUUGUAUUUUCUGUCAAAUAGGUCAGAAGCUACAUCUUGCAGCCUGUCAGAAGAUGAUUUCUGAAGAUUGGUGUUGCAUUUGUUUGUAUCAAUGUGAUGGUUCCUACAAAAUGUUCAUUAGAGUUCCUUCUUUGAUCAUAGAUUUGACAUGUAAAACUGUAAUUUCGACGAACUUUAAAACUUCAGUGGUGAUUCGAUGUAGUUGAAGCUA
This is a messenger RNA of Lotus japonicus, 2364 nucleotides long. Its product is annotated as formin-like protein 8. The transcript is spliced from 2 exons. The record is from RefSeq and is a predicted model, not a curated record. Gene Ontology annotation, biological process: actin cytoskeleton organization; actin nucleation. Gene Ontology annotation, molecular function: actin filament binding. Lineage: Eukaryota; Viridiplantae; Streptophyta; Magnoliopsida; Fabales; Fabaceae. The coding region runs from base 88 to 2217 and encodes 709 amino acids.